Molecule: messenger RNA, 351 nt
Organism: Microstroma glucosiphilum
Lineage: Eukaryota; Fungi; Basidiomycota; Exobasidiomycetes; Microstromatales; Microstromataceae
Product: RNA-binding domain-containing protein
Exons: 2
Coding region: 1-351 (116 amino acids)
Biological process (GO): mRNA splicing, via spliceosome
Cellular component (GO): precatalytic spliceosome; catalytic step 2 spliceosome; U2 snRNP
Molecular function (GO): RNA binding
Source: RefSeq, a predicted model, not a curated record
AUGUCAUCUACAGAGAAAUCGCGCUCUCAAUCGCGCAUCCUAUUCGUCAAGAAUAUCAACUAUACCACUACUGGUGCAGACUUGUACGAGCUCUUUGGCAAGUAUGGCGCCAUCCGACAGAUUCGGAUAGGGGACGGAGCCAAGACCAAGGGUACUGCAUUUGUAGCAUUCGAGGAGAUGGUGGAUGCAAAGAAUGCGCUGGAUCAUCUGAACGGAUACCAUCUGCAGGAGAGGUACAUCGUUGUGCUGUAUCAUGUCCCAUCGAGACAGGCUGCAAAAGCGGAUCUGGCAAAGAGAGAAGCCGAUCUGGAGGCGCUGAAGCAGAGACACAACAUCGGCGAUGCUGACUGA